Messenger RNA from Drosophila willistoni, 1162 nucleotides. RefSeq names its product acidic mammalian chitinase. The transcript is spliced from 3 exons. Gene Ontology annotation, cellular component: extracellular region. NCBI's taxonomy places the organism in Eukaryota, Metazoa, Arthropoda, Insecta, Diptera, Drosophilidae. Gene Ontology annotation, molecular function: chitin binding; chitinase activity. Gene Ontology annotation, biological process: chitin catabolic process; carbohydrate metabolic process. The coding region runs from base 1 to 1110 and encodes 369 amino acids. The record is from RefSeq and is a predicted model, not a curated record.
AUGGUCAAAUUGUUAGCCAUACUGAUAGCCCUUUGUCUGGGCCAGGCCAUCGUGGCCGAACGCAUUGUGAACUGCUACUGGGGCACUUGGGCCAACUAUCGCAGCGGCAAUGGCAAGUUCGAUGUGUCCAACAUUGAUCCCUGGCUAUGCACACAUUUGAGUUAUUCGUUCUUUGGCAUCAAGGACAAUGGUGAAAUUCAGUCCCUGGACACUUGGUUGGACUACGAUCUUGGCUUCAUCAACCAGGCUGUUGGAUUGAAGCAGCAGAAUUCCAAUCUGAAGGUUUUGGCUGUCGUCGGUGGCUGGAAUGAGGGUUCCACUAAGUACUCGUCGAUGGCUGGUGACUGGAACAAGCGCCAAAACUUCAUCAAUUCCGCUCUGAACUUGCUGCGUAACAAUGGCUUUGACGGUUUGGAUCUGGAUUGGGAAUACCCCAACCAACGUGGUGGCAACUGGGAUGAUCGUGCCAACUUUGUCACUUUGUUGCGUGAAAUUAAGGAAGCUUUUGCUCCUUACGGUUAUGAAUUGGGCAUUGCCGUGGGUGCCGGACAGGCUCUGGCCAGCACAUCUUAUGAGAUUUCCAACAUUGCCCAGCAUGUGAGCUUCAUCAAUGUCAUGACCUACGACUUCGCCAUGGCAUCUGAUGGCAAAACUGGCUUCAAUGCUCCCCAAUGGGCGGUCGAAGACGCUAUCAACUAUUGGCUCAGCCAGGGUGCUCCAGCCAACAAGCUGGUACUUGGUGUUGGCAUGUACGGACGCUCUUUCCAACUUACUGAUGCUUCCCAGAACUGGCCAGGAGCACCAUGCCGUGGUGUGGGAGCCGCUGGAGCUUACUCCGGAGACGGAGGCUAUCUGGGCUACAACGAGAUCUGCCUGAACAACUGGUACACCGUUUUUGACAAUGACAAUGCUGCUCCCUAUGCCUAUUCUGGUGAUCAAUGGGUCAGCUUUGACAACGUCCUGAGUGUGCAAUGGAAAAUGGAUUUCGCAUUGAACAAGAAUUUGGCUGGUGCCAUGGUCUGGUCUUUGGAAACUGAUGAUUACCGCGGCCAUUGCGGUGAGGCUUACCCCUUGCUGAAGGCUAUCAACAUGAAACUUCGUUGGACAUAGACUGAUGAAUACAAUUGAUUUGUACUGAAUAAAAACAAGCAAAAAUUCUAAA